This is a messenger RNA of Aspergillus heteromorphus CBS 117.55, 2050 nucleotides long. RefSeq lists its product as uncharacterized. The transcript is spliced from 5 exons. The record is from RefSeq and is a predicted model, not a curated record. Bases 154 to 1809 code for a protein of 551 amino acids. Lineage: Eukaryota; Fungi; Ascomycota; Eurotiomycetes; Eurotiales; Aspergillaceae.
UCUCAGGUGCCGUUUCACUCAGUUCCUGACAGAAGAUUUAUGCUUCCACCCACCUCGGUCUUGACUUGGACUUUGUAAAACCCGCUAUUUCAUCAAACAACCACCACGCCUUUUCCACGCGGAUCUUUCUGAGAAAUCCGUCGCAAAUUCGUCAUGGUCUUCAACACUCCUCUUGCGAGGACCGGCUCGGUCAAGAGACCCCACUCUGCCGUGAAGAGUGAGGUCUCUGGAUGGGAGACAGCACCAUCCAUGAUGCCUUCGCGCGCCACCGUCAACCUGCCCUAUGCUCACUACGCUUUGAUCUACCUCGACAACAUGGGCAAGCUCCGGGUGUCCGAGUCUCAGUCGAUCCGCGAACAGCAAGGCACUGUUUUCACUCCCGAAGUGCGCGACCACUUCCUGGAGAUCCUGGGCGCGAAGAUCGGAUACCAGAAGCCCCUCAUCCACAGGAAUUCAGGCGUCAACCCAGCCGCUCUCAGCUACGACCACUUGGACGACAUGUCCUACCACCGUCAGGAGAAGAGGCGCAGAAUCCACGCUCACCACUCGCCAUCCGCUAUGCAGAACUCCAGGGCUGAGAUUCCAGAAGAGCCGUCUUGCCCAUCAGUUAACAACAAGAUGCCGCUCACGGUUGGCGACUCCGAGAAGAUGGAACAAUACUACACGAUCUCGUUCAGGCACUUCCAGCAGGUCAACUGCCGAGUGGUCUGCAAGGCCUUCAUCAAGGUCAUCGAGCCGCGCAAGCAAGUGCGCCACCCCUAUAACGGCGGCAGACCCAAGCCCGGGGCGCCCCCCGGUACAAAGGGAGACCCGGAGAAGACCAAGCCCGAAUGGUGGCCUGCUAGCGUGGUGCACCGCGAGCCGGAUCACCUGAAGAAGGAGGAGCGCGUCGAGCUUCUCGUCCACAUCGUUCGCCGGCUUAGCAAGAUUGGCAUCACCGCCGCCAAGCUUUGCGAGAUUGCCUAUGACUGCAGACGCCAACUGAAAGAACAGGAGAAAUUCACCAUCCUCGAAGAACUCUUCAGGGUGCGGGGGAUGGAGGAGCGCUUCGAACGGGGUGAAGUCGACGCAUCCACCAUCAUGUACGUUGUCGACCGCGAGGCGCACCCGAAGGGAGACCGGGACGCCGAGUCAGUCACGGAGGCCGAGGCAAAGGCCGAGCCCGAGGCAGAAGAGCCCAUUGAGGCCGAGGAAGACGUCGUGACGCCGACAUCAUCAGUCGAGGAGAUUUCCGCCCCGUUCACCAACCUGGACGCCAUGACCAUGCCCGCGCCCCGUCCCAUGCCCCUUGCCGACGACAGAACCCAGCUUUACCCCAUGCCGGAAACGCUGAGCUUCGGGGAGCCAUCCAGAAACGACCGCCAAUACUACACCUCCCUGCCCGACUACUCCACGGACUACUCGCAUCCCAUCAAGCCCCCGAGCACUCCCGAAUUGACCACCCCCACGGAGCAGCACGCAUCUUCGUACGACUAUCUCACGCAUGCGCCCUUCUCGAACCCCGCUACGGCCGAUCAUCAUCGCCCGACAGCCCUCCCCAUGCAGCACGCGAUGAGCCACUACGACUCCUGGACCCCGUCAUACAGACCCAACAUGUUCGGCGCCCUCGACUACCCUGCCCCCGCCACCGAGCCCAUCCACUACCAGAUGCCCAUCAGCGCGACCUCCGAUGUCCAGGAGAUCAAUGGCCUGCCUGAUCUCUCGCAUGAACGCCCCAUCUUCAUGGACCCGUCCGGCGCCCGCGGGCAUCCCUUCCGCACCGGCUCCCUGAGUCACCCGCACUAUGCUCAUGCGGUCGACCAGGUAUGAUAGGAUAUGAUAUGAGCCGCCGAGUUGCGUAUUAUUUCCCCUUGGUCCAGAUAGAGAUGGAGAGAGUACUGUCUGUCUGUCUGUCUGUCUGUCUGUCUGUCUGUCUGUCUGGACCUUCACGAUCCGCACGAAUAUCAUGAACUUCUUUCUUUCCCAUUUUUUUUUCUUUUCUCUUGUCCCGUUCUCUUUCUUGUUUGUCUGUGUGUUUGUUUGUUUAUGCGUGACGCGACAGAGAGACAUG